AUGCUCACGUUAUUCUUCUUAGAGCCCCGGACCCAAGAGGCCCAAGGAGCUGGAGGUGACCUUGAGGCAGCAAGACCCCAGAGGAAGGGCGUGAGCCCCACAGACGACUGUGUGGCACCCCAGGCUGGGCUCCUGUUAGGAGGGGGUGCCUGUGCCCAGGCAGCGGCUCAGAGGCAGCUGCUCCAUGAGGAACUGAAGCUGGUCCUGCAGCAGAAGGGAGAGAGGAAGCAGGAGCCCGGGGCCCAGGUGCCUCCCAGCAGCGCCAUGGAGGUCAGGAGCCGGAGUGCUGAGGUGAGCGCCCACACAUCCUCCAAGGGGGACUCGUGGAGCCCGACGCGAUGGCGGGCUCUGGGCGAGGUCUGGCCCUGGCACUCCGUGGCGACUUCUCGCCGCCCUCCGCAGGAGCUGAGGCGGGCGGAGUUGGUGGAGAUCAUCGUGGAGACGGAGGCGCAGACUGGGGUCAGCGGCAUCAACGUAGCUGGCGGCGGGAAGGAAGGGAUCUACAUCCGCGAGCUGCGCGAGGACUCUCCGGCAGCUCGGAGCCUCAGCCUGCAGGAAGGGGACCAGCUGCUGAGCGCCCGCGUGUUCUUUGAGAACUUCAAGUACGAGGACGCACUACGCCUGCUGCAAUGCGCCGAGCCUUACAAGGUCUCCUUCUGCCUGAAGCGCACUGUGCCCACCGGAGACCUGGCACUGCGGCCCGGAACCGUGUCUGGCUACGAGAUCAAGGGCCCGCGGGCCAAGGUGGCCAAGCUGAACAUCCAGAGUCUGUCCCCUGUGAAGAAGAAGAAGAUGGUGGUGCCUGGGGCCCUGGGGGCCCCUGCAGACCUGGCCCCCGUUGACGUCGAAUUCUCCUUCCCCAAGUUCUCCCGUCUGCGUCGGGGUCUCAAAGUCGAGGCUGUCAAGGGUCCUGUCCCAGCCGCCCCCACCCGCCGGCGCCUCCAGCUGCCUCGGCUGCGAGUCCGAGAAGUAGCCGAAGAGGCCCAGGUAGCCCGGCUGGCCGCUGCCGCCCCUCCCCCCAGGAAGGCCAAAGUGGAGGCCGAGGUGGCAGCAGGAGCCCGUUUUACGGCCCCCCAGGUGGAGCUGGUUGGACCCCGGCUGCCAGGUGCCGAGGUGGGUGUCCCCCAGGUCCCAGCCCCUGCAGCGGAAGCGGCCACUGGCUUUGCCCUCCACCUGCCAACCUUUGGACUAGGAACCCCGGCGGCACCUGCUGUGGAGCCUGCAGCCGUAGGGAUCCAGGUCCCCCAAGUGGAGCUGCCCACCCUGCCCUCACUACCCACUCUGCCCACACUGCCCUGCCUAGAGACCCGGGAAGGGGCCGUGGCAGUGACGGUGCCCACCCUGGAUGUGGCGGCGCCUACCGUGGGGUUGGAUCUGGCCUUGCCGGGCGCGGAGGUGGAGGCUCGAGAAGAGGCACCUGAGGUGGCCCUGAAGAUGCCCCGUCUCAGUUUCCCCCGCUUUGGGGCUCGAGCAAAGGAAGUAGCUGAGGCCAAGGUGGCUAAGGGCAGCCCCGAGGCCCGGGUGAAGGGACCCAGACUUCGAAUGCCCACCUUCGGGCUUUCUCUCUUGGAGCCCCGGCCUGCUGCCCCUGAAGCUGCUGCUGAGAGCAAGCUGAAGCUGCCCACCAUCAAGAUGCCCUCCUUCGGCAUCGGAGUCUCGGCGCCUGAGGUCAAGGUACCCAAGGCCCUAGAGGUCAAGGUGCCCAAGGCCCCUGAGGUCAAGCUCCCGAAAGUGCCCGAGGCAGCCAUUCCAGAAAUGCACCUCCGAGAAGUGGGGCUCCCAAAAGUGUCAGAGAUAAAACUCCCAAAGGUGCCAGAGAUGGCCAUGCCCGAGGUGCGGCUCCCAGAGGUGCAGCUGCCCAAAGUCUCCGAGAUGAAGCUCCCUGAAAUGAAACUUCCAAAGGUGCCCGAGAUGAAGCUCCCUGGGACGAAGGUCUCAAAGGUGCCUGAGAUGAAAGUCCCGAAGGUGCCCGAGAUGGCCGUGCCCGAGAUGCACCUGCCGCAGGUGCAGCUGCCGAAGGUGUCAGAGAUGAAGCUCCCGAAGGUGCCCGAGAUGGCCGUGCCCGAGGUGCACCUCCCAGAAGUGCAGCUGCCGAAGGUGCCAGAGAUGAAGCUCCCGAAGGUGCCCGAGAUGGCCGUGCCUGAGAUGCACCUGCCACAGGUGCAGCUGCCGAAGGUCUCAGAGAUGAAGCUACCGGAAAUGAAACUCCCGAAGGUGCCCGAGAUGGCCGUGCCCGAGGUGCACCUCCCGGAAGUGCAGCUGCCGAAAGCGUCAGAGAUGAAGCUCCCGAAGGUGCCCGAGAUGGCUGUGCCCGAGGUGCACCUUCCGGAAGUGCAGCUGCCAAAGGUGUCAGAGAUGAAGCUCCCGAAGGUGCCCGAGAUGGCCGUGCCCGAGGUGCACCUGCCACAGGUGCAGCUGCCGAAGGUGUCAGAGAUGAAGCUCCCGAAGGUGCCCGAGAUGGCCGUGCCCGAGGUGCACCUGCCGCAGGUGGAGCUGCCGAAGGUGUCAGAGAUGCAGCUGCCAGAAAUACAGGUGCCAAAAGUCCCAGAUGUGCAGCUUCCGAAGGCACCUGAGGUGAAGCUGCUCAAGGCACCUGAGGUGCAGCUAAAAGCUGCCAGGGCGGAGAAGGCAGAGGGGGUGGAAUUUGGCUUUAAGAUGCCCAAGCUAGGGAGGGCAGGGUCCCCGUCACGAGGCAAGCCGGGCGAGGCAGGGGCUGAGGUCUCAGGGAAGCUGAUGGCACUUCCCUUUCUGCAGCCAGAGGUGGACAGCGAGGCUCGUGUGGGUGUCCCCUCUUUCACACUGCCUUCAGUGGAACUAGACCUGCCAAGGGCACUCAGCCUGGAGGGGCAGGUCCCAGCGGCCGAAGUGGGCAGGGCGGAGCGAGCAGAGGGCAAGGUGGCAGCAGGGGUGGGGGAGGUGGCCUUCCGGUUGCCCUCUGUUGAGAUCGCCGCUCCACAGCUGCCCACAGUGGAAGUUGAGGAAGGACAGAUAGAGGUGAUGGAGAUGAAAGUCAAACCCUCCUCAAAGUUCUCCCUGCCCAAGUUUGGACUCUCAGGGCCAAAGGUGGCCAAGGCAGAGGCUGAGGGGGCUGGACGGGCCACCAAGCUGAAGGUGUCCAAAUUCGCCAUCUCACUCCCCAAGGCUCGAGUGGGGACAGAGGCUGAAGCCAAAGGGGCAGCGGAGGCAGGCCUGCUGCCCGCCCUCGAUCUGUCCAUCCCGCAGCUCAGCCUAGAUGCCCAUCUGCCCACAGGCAAGGUGGAGGUGGCAGGGGCCGAUGUCAAGCUCAAGGGGCCCAGGUUCACCCUGCCCAAGUUUGGGGUUAGAGGUCGGGACACCGAGGCGGCAGAACUAGUGACGGGGGUCGGGGAAUUGGAAGGCAAGGGCUGGGGUUGGGACGGGAGGGUGAAGAUGCCCAAACUGAAGAUGCCCUCCUUUGGGCUGGCUCGGGGGAAAGAAGUAGAAAUCCAGGAUGGGCGCGUUAGCCCAGGGGAAAAGCCAGAGUUUCUGGCUGGACAGCUUAAGAUUCCUGAGGUGGAGCUGGUCACGCUGGGGGCCCAGGAGGAAGUGGGGGCAGAGGGAGGUGUGGCUGUCAGUGGAGCACGGCUGUCAGGCCUGCAGGUGUCUACGACCAGGCAGGCGGGCACUGAGGACCGGGAGGGGGCGCUGAGGAUGCCCCUGGGCAUCUCUCUGCCCCAGGUGGAGCUCACCGGCUUUGGGGAGGCCGGCCUGGCUGCCACCUCGGGGCGGCAGGCCGAGAGUGCAGUCCCUUCAGCUGAGGGCACAGCAGGCUACAAGGUCCAUGUGCCUCAGGUGACCUUGUCUCUGCCCGGAGCCCAGGUGGCUGGCGGUGAGCUAUUGGUGGGUGAGGGCGUCUUCAAGAUGCCCGCUGUGACAGUGCCCCAGCUUGAGCUGGACGUGGGACUGAGCCGAGAGGCGCAGGUAGGUGAGGCAGCCACAGGCGAGAGUGGGCUGAGGCUGAAGAUGCCCACACUGGGGGCCGGAGCCGGGGCCAAGGGUGAGGGUCCUGGGGACCAGCCCCCCGGGGCCGAGCGCACCUUCCACCUCUCGCUGCCCGAUGUGGAGCUCUCCCCACCUGCCGUGGGUAGCCACGCUGAGUACCAGGUGGUAGAGGGCGGCGGGGACGCUGGACAUAAGCUCAAGGUGCGGCUGCCCCGCUUCGGCCUGGUGCGGGCCAAGGAGUGGGCGGAGGAGGGCGACAAGGCCAAGAGCCCAAAACUCAGGCUGCCCCGCGUGGGCUUCAGCCAGAGUGAGACCGGCACUGGGGAAGGCUCCCCUGGCCUGGAGGACGAGGAGGACCAGGAGGGCGGUGGGGAGGGGGCCUCUGGGCGCCGAGGCCGCCUCCGAGUCCACUUGCCCCGUGUAGGGCUGGCGACCUCUUCUAAGGCCACUCGGGACCAGGAGGGGGAGGCGGCCUCCAAGUCCCCUGGCGGGGAGAAGUCGCCCAAGUUCCGCUUCCCUAGGGUGUCCCUAAGCCCCAAGACCCGGAGUGGGAGCAGGGACCGGGAGGAGGGGGGGUUCCGGGUCCGGCUGCCCAGUGUGGGGUUUUCGGAGACGGGGGCUCCAGGCCCCGGCAGGAUGGAGGGGGCUCAGGCUGCAGUCAUCUGAAGGCCCUGGGCGGAGGGAGGCUCCCCUUUUAUCUUCCCGUCCCGCCCCCUUGUUUCGUGUGUGAGAUAACCAACACUAACCCUCAGGGGGCCGGGGCCGGGAAGUGGGUGACUGACAGGCCAGGGCUGGAGGGCCUCCUGCCUGGCUCGUUGGCAGGAGUGCCUGUAUCUUGCCAAGCCAUGUAAAUAAAUAAUC
Molecule: messenger RNA, 4821 nt
Organism: Pteropus alecto (black flying fox)
Lineage: Eukaryota; Metazoa; Chordata; Mammalia; Chiroptera; Pteropodidae
Gene: PRX
Product: periaxin
Exons: 6
Coding region: 1-4626 (1541 amino acids)
Biological process (GO): regulation of RNA splicing; peripheral nervous system myelin maintenance
Cellular component (GO): cytoplasm; nucleus
Molecular function (GO): protein binding
Source: RefSeq, a predicted model, not a curated record